GGUUCUGAUGUUUUCACAAAGUGUUGCUCUAAUAUCUACAAACAUUAUGAGUCAGAAUCAGAUGAAUUUAUAGCAGGACAAACAGCCAAUCAGACGAUUUCCCUCGUCUCAGUGGUAAAAUCUUGUUUCUGUUUGAAGCUUUUCAUAAAUUUCACCAAAGAAAUUUAAAUAAAUAGUUUUUUUCUGUGAGGUAAAUAAUUGAAAAUGCAAUCUAAAAUGGAUCUGGUGAAUUUUUUAAUUCAAGCUCGUUUUUUGAAUCCAGUUGAAUGAUAAAUGUUCUGUAAAAGUUCUGUACGUUUAAAAUGCAGCAGAUUGAAACCGUCUGGGUUCUCUGACUUCCCCUCAGUUCAAAUCCUGCAGAUCUUCUGGUUCUGUUUGUCCUGAGUUGGAUUAUCAGACUGUGAUCCUGAAGUUCACCCCACACAGGAUUCAUUUAGUGAGUCUUUUAUUCCAGGGUUUGGGUCGGUACCAGUUUUCCUCCCUCUGACCUCACAGGACGGGAUGUUCAGGGAAUUUUUAACGAUUUAUCAGAUUUCUGUGGCAGCGAUGGGAAAAACUGAAUAAUAAAAAAUCAGCUGAGCUUUUUGAGUGGACACCUGAGGUACCAGGAAAUGUUCUGGUUCUGGACUCUGGACCUGCGGAGACCGUCCCCGUGUCUGCAGGUAAACAGAGCAGAGAAGUGGAGGUCAGAGGCUGGUUUUGUAAAAAGAGGGUGGAGGAGAGAUGGAGCGAUAAGAACCAUAGUCUCUUCUUUCGCCUGGGAAUGUUUGGCGUUUCAUGAGGACGGCAGAGAGCCAAGUUCUUCCUCCGGCGCUGGACAAUGAGGACACGCCCGGCCCGUCCUCAGCCUUUUGUCUCUGGGCCCAACAGGUGAGACAGAACCUGAAAGCUGUUUUGUUCUGGGCGACGCUUAUAAAUGCAUCAAAGCUGCGUUCAUGCAGCUCAUCUUCCGAAACGGCCUGCAGGAGACGAGGAUGUCCAGCUCAUACAGGGAGAUGCUGCCCAGCGUUCUGGGACUCUUCGUCCUGUUCUCCACCUGUUCCGCCAUGUUGGUCCCCAACAUGACCAGGAACCUGGUCCAAACAGGACAGCCACCAGAAGAAGAAGGCUCCUCAUACGACCCCAACACCUCACGCUGGCCUGAAACCGGCCUGAACCACUCUUCGGUUCCGGACCCUCAGUGGCCGUUGCAGACCCGCAGCGGGCCCCUGUGGCCCCCCGGCGAGAACAUGACCAACUACGCUAACGGGCUGCGGAUGCUGCCCACCGGCUCGCCUCUGGUCCCGGAACCCGACACGUCCAUCUGUGACAUUCUGUUCAGCCAGCCGGUACCGCCGUCCAUCGACCAGAUCCCCUUCUUCUGCGUCUGCUCCUACUGCAAAGGGACCGUGGGGCCCAAAGGAGACCGUGGAGACCGGGGGUCCCCAGGUGAACCUGGAAGUCCUGGAAUGAGAGGGAUGAUGGGAUUCAAAGGCUACCGAGGAUUCACGGGCCCCCAGGGCUUAAAGGGUCAGAAAGGAGACUCAGGAGAGAAAGGUCAGAGCGGUCCAGCUGGAUUCACCGGGACGAAGGGCGAUCGAGGAUUCAAAGGGGAGAAAGGAGACCAGGGCCUGAGCGGACCUCCAGGUUCUCAGGGGCCCCAGGGAGAGAUGGGCUCCUGCCCCGCCUCCUGCGAGAGUGCCCCAGGUGCACCGGGUCUGCCGGGGCCCCCGGGGCCAGUCGGGGCCCGGGGCCUGCCCGGGGUGCAGGGCAUUGUGGGAGCUACGGGUGUGAAGGGCGAUAAGGGAGACACAGGAGUGGCAGGGAAUCCCGGUGUGAAUGGUCAGAAGGGAGAUCAGGGUGAACAGGGGAUCUGUGAAUGCACCGACGGGGCGGACGGCGCCAACGGGGCCCCAGGGGAAAAGGGCAGCAAAGGAGACAAAGGUGAUUCUGGUUUACAAGGCAUUCAGGGCCCCACGGGUUUGAAGGGAGAUCAGGGUAACAUGGGUAUCAUGGGUCCCCCCGGGCCCUGCUCCCCGGCCAUCCAAUCUGCUUUCUCUGCAAGCAUCAACCAGUCGUUCCCAGCUGCCAACUGGCCGGUUUCGUUCCCUGACAUCCUGACCAACGAGCAGGGCCACUUCGACCCGAACAUGGGCAUCUACACGGCGCCCAUCAACGGCACCUACAUUUUCUCCUUCCACCUGGCGACCAAUCAGAAGCCGCUGAAGGUCGGCCUGUUCCGAAACUUCUACCCGGUUGCCAGGGUAACGGAGGCGUCGAGCCAGACCACCGCCAGCCACACGGUCGUCCUGCACAUGAGCAGAUACGACCAGGUGUGGCUGCAGGUGAAGGACUCGCUGACCAACGGCAUGUUCACCGACAGCGAAAGCAAAAGCACGUUCUCCGGUUUCCUGCUGCACCCCGACUCCUGCGACAUGCCGCUGGGCAGGGACAUCAGGCCUCCGCCGCCCUCUGGUGGCUUCUCCUGGGACGGGCAUGGUGGCCAUCCCACCACUUCACCGCCUUCAGGUGUUUAACAGUCUGCAAUAAAUCACAUUUAAAACACGACUUUAUGGUCAUUUCAUCUCCUGGGUACAGUUCUAAUACCAUCCACACUGAUUUAUCAACUAACUAAGCAAAAAAUAGCAAAAUAUCACAUUGAUGUUUUGAAUAAAGAACCAACAUUUUAACGGCUGAUAUGUUGGAAUUAGCAGCUGAUCAGGAGUGUUUAUUGUCUGGUCUCUUUAGGAAGCCGGGGUAUGAAUAGAUAUGAGCUUUACUGAGUCACAGGUGGAUGAAGAGAAAACAUGUUUGAAUGAAAGUCAAAAUAAUCUGAUUGUAAACCAGCUUGUGUUCUUUUUAUGACUGAUAAAUCCAAGAUGUUUCUGAGAUGAAGAAACGAUUAAAACAAAUUCUCCUCCUUUGAAACGUCCAGAAAAACUCACUUCUGAUUCAACACUGCGUCUGACCUCUGACCUCUGACCUCUGCUGGAGAAGCUCAGCUUUACUCCAACAUGAAAUAUUUCCAAAACACUUUGCAGCAGUAGAGUUGAUUUGCUUUUAAUUAUUAAUAUCAGCUUAUUUUCUUAGGAAUAUUAUCAGUUUGCUUUUUAAAAUGAUGCAUGAAUAAAAGCAGAGCAGAAGUUUCCACGUUGUUUUUCAGACAAUAACUAAAGUGUGUCUUGUAAAUUUGUGUUAUGUUUAUGGAUAGAUUCAUGUCAUUUUGAAUAAAUCUCCAGUUUUGGAAAGACAACCGUCUCGUUUUACGCUCCGUGUUCGGAGACAAACACCAAACCGGUUGGAAAACUGGAGAUUUUUUCAUUUGACUCAAACUCACUGAUCAGCAGUUUGAGACUCUUGUUGCAGAGAUUCAUGACAGUUUCCAGGUGAAUAAAUCUGAGGAAUGUGUGGAUAACUGAAGUAAAAGAGAUGAAAACAGAA
Messenger RNA from Gambusia affinis (western mosquitofish), 3420 nucleotides. Its product is annotated as otolin-1. The transcript is spliced from 5 exons. The record is from RefSeq and is a predicted model, not a curated record. NCBI's taxonomy places the organism in Eukaryota, Metazoa, Chordata, Actinopteri, Cyprinodontiformes, Poeciliidae. Gene Ontology annotation, molecular function: protein binding. The coding region runs from base 936 to 2516 and encodes 526 amino acids.